UCUGAUCUCUCACGGCAGAACUCUGUGAGUGUGUGUGUUUGCGUUUGAUAAAGGAGAAGUGAGCAGUUGGCGGAUCAGGAUGAAGGUUGUUGGAUCUACCUGUGCGCUGAACAGUAAGGUGGGAGGAGAGGACGCGGUGCGCUGCCUGUCCGAGCAGAGCCUGAGCAUCUCCAAGUGCAAGCUGCCGCUGCUGGACGAGCACAUGAGCGCCUUCCUGCAGGACAUGAACAGCUGCUACAGCAAGCUGAAGGAGCUCGUGCCCACGCUGCCCACCAACAAGAAGGCCAGCAAGGUGGAGAUCCUGCAGCACGUCAUCGACUACAUCUGGGACCUGCAGGUGGAGCUGGACUCGCCGUGUUCGGCUCUGCAGCACCAGGGCGCGGCGCGUACGCCCCUCACAGCGCUCAACACCGAGAUCAGCAGCAUCUCCAUGGAGAACGGUUGCUCUGAUGACAGAAUUCUGUGCCGCUGAAAUCCACAGAUCGUCAACACUGCUGAUGGGAAGACGUCCAGAACCUCCUCUGUGUGUGUGUGAGAGAGAGAGAAAGAGUCCUGCAGAGUGUCCUGUCCAUCCUGGAGGUGGUGACAGACAUGUCAGCGUGUCUUCUGCGUUCCCGUCUCUGAUGGGUUUUUGUAUAAAGUCUGUACAAAGAGAGAAUUUUAUCUUUUGUUUAAAAGCAAAGAAGAAACAUUUCUCAGAUUUCUGAGUUGAAGCCGUAUUGUACAUUACAAUGAUUUAUCACGUGUCGUAUGGACGUGUUCUCAAUACACACUGUAUUCUGGGAAACUCAA
Messenger RNA from Clarias gariepinus (North African catfish), 792 nucleotides. Its product is annotated as DNA-binding protein inhibitor ID-1-like. Gene Ontology annotation, biological process: cell differentiation; circadian regulation of gene expression; negative regulation of transcription by RNA polymerase II. Gene Ontology annotation, molecular function: protein dimerization activity; transcription regulator activity. The record is from RefSeq and is a predicted model, not a curated record. The transcript is spliced from 2 exons. Lineage: Eukaryota; Metazoa; Chordata; Actinopteri; Siluriformes; Clariidae. The coding region runs from base 80 to 472 and encodes 130 amino acids. Gene Ontology annotation, cellular component: cytoplasm; nucleus.